Ipomoea triloba (trilobed morning glory) is the source of this 688-nucleotide messenger RNA. RefSeq names its product IMPACT family member in pol 5'region-like. NCBI's taxonomy places the organism in Eukaryota, Viridiplantae, Streptophyta, Magnoliopsida, Solanales, Convolvulaceae. Gene Ontology annotation, biological process: regulation of translational initiation. The coding region runs from base 1 to 441 and encodes 146 amino acids. The record is from RefSeq and is a predicted model, not a curated record. Gene Ontology annotation, cellular component: cytoplasm. The transcript has 5 exons.
AUGCCGGGUUGGGGAUCAAUACCGAGUAAUGAUGAUGGUGAACCAUCUGGUACAGCUGGCAAACCGAUACAUUCUGCAAUUGUUUCUUCGGGAUUAGACAGAGUCAUGGUUGUUGUAAUCAGGUAUUUUGGAGGAAUUAAACUUGGUACUGGCGGACUAGUUAGAGCUUAUGGAGGAACUGCUGCAGAAUGCUUGAGAAAUGCUCCUACGCAGCUUGUAAAAUCUAAGGUUUCUAUGGGUGUAGAGGUUCCUUUUGAUCUUUUAGGGGUUCUGUACCACCAGCUCCAAACUUAUAAAGUUGAAGACAUUAAACAGGAUUACGAUACAGGGAAAGGUGGAGUCACGAUGGUUACUUUCAAAGUUGAUUUUGACCGCAUGCAAAGUUUAGAGGAAGCUAUCAAAACUAAUUGCAGCCGGGAUAUUGCAAUUUUCAAGCGCUGAAAUAUUCUUAUGAGCUCACUCUCAAGGCAGCACGCUGUCUUUCAGAGAAUUGAGGCCAUGUUCUUUAUUCCUGAUUACAAGUUACUAUAGUUUUUUGGAGAUAGCACCCUCCUAGGUAGAUAUAUACAACAAUUUUUAUUUUAUUUGAUUUUAUUUUUUCUCUUUCUGUAUCCAAAUAUUUCCCGCAGAUUGGACAAGAAUAGUUUUUCGGUUAUAAUAGAACCAGAGAGUUUUAUACGAUUGACAA